GGCAACAACGUAAGAGCAGCCUCAAACUGAUCUCAGAGAAACGUGCUGUUCGCAGUCACUGCAAACCGGAUCAUUGGCCUCUCACAUUACUCACCCUUGAAGUUCUAUCGUUCCUUCGUUAACACCGUGUGAUCGCAUCGUUGUUCUAACCUAAACGUGGAAGAGCAACUUGCUUCGGAAAUAAGAAAGCGACUUUCGACCAAAUUAAGGAGCGGGAUUGGAAAAGAAAGGAUUUUCACUGUUGAUGUGGACAACAAUCUAGCUCAGGUGACUGGCGUAAGUCUUAAAAGCUUCAGCGAACGAGUGAAACAAACAACAUGGCGAUUGCGUCCUUCAUCGACAAAGGCCCUUCAGUUGACUGGAGUACAGACGAAAACCUAUACAGCCGGUUCAAAAACUGGAAACAAAGAUGCGAAUUUCUAUUCACCGGGCCGAUGGCUAAAAUUGACGAGGAAAUCAAGUGUAAACAUUUGUUGUACUAGUCGGGAAAGCAAGGUAUUGAACUGUUCAACAGCUGGGAUCUGUCUGCAGACGAGCAGAAAAGACUGGACAACUACUCAGUGGGAAAGAUUUGAGCACUUCGUGAAACCACACUUAAAUGAGUUAAUAGCAGCGUGGGAGCUUUAUAACCUUCGACAAGGUACUCUCUCUCUUGAGGAAUUUAUUGCGAAAUUAAGAAUUCUUGUGAAGGAAGCCAACUAUCCAGUUGAACACAACGAUCGUUUCCUUAGGGACUUUCUUGUGCUGGGUAUGAAAUCUGACCGUAUACGUAAGGACCGCUUCAAGGUUGGAAAUGCUCUCACGUUUAACGCAGCUCGUGAGAUGGCCAAGUCAGAAGAGUCAGCAGAAAAACACUUCAGUUAAUGAAUACCGAAGUACACUCCAUCAAUGCACCUGAAGGAUACCAAGGCCUCAAAAAUCAGCGACAAACACUGGCUCAGGUAAACGGUCUGGGUAUCACCUGCCCGGACUAUAAACAGGUUGUGAGAUCAAACGGUGAACAAGAAUGCAAAGUUCCGCUUGGCAUGGAAAACGGCAACAUCCAGGACGAUCAAAUAACUGCGUCCUCGCAAUGGAACUCAGUCACUCACGGCGUCACCCGGGCUAGAUUGAAUCUUCUGCCAAGUUCAGGAGCGGGAGGAUGGGUGGCUUUACAACACACAAUUCAUGAGUGGCUCCAGGUGGACCUGCGCAGUCGCUAUACAAGUGUAACAGGCCUAGCUACACAAGGAAGGAAUGAUCACGGUCAAUGGGUGACUAAAUACAACGUACAGUACAGUAUUGAUGGAGUUGAGUUUGAGUAUUACAAGGAAAGUGGUCAGUCACUACGCAAGGAGUUUUCCGGAAAUCAGGACCGUGAUACAGUUGUAUAUCAUGAACUUAACCCACCAAUCACAGCGCGGUAUAUCCGUUUCCGACCUCUAACCUGGCAAGGCCUUGUGUCGAUGAGGGUGGAACUUUACACCUGUCUGCAAGUAUGCACUGCGCAAGCCGUUGGUAUGGAAACUGGUGAAAUUCUUGAUUCUCAACUGUCUGCUUCAUCGGGAGUGCCUUCAAAGGCUCGCUUGAACGGAGUAACGACCUGGUGUAAACACUGGCCGGGCAAUGCGAAUGAGAGUGUGUACUACCAGAUAGAUUUUGGCCGUCCUUACCGUAUUUGUGCAGUUGCCACUCAAGGAAAUAACGGUGGGAACUAUGAUUAUUUGAAAGAAUACAUACUGAGAUGGUCUCACGAUGGUGUUAACUGGGAGGAAAGUCCAGAGGUAUUAGAAGGAAAUAGCAACGCACAUGAAGUAAAGAAAAACAUCAUUUCGGUGAUUCACGCUCGAUAUUUCCGCCUUAUACCGUUGAAAUGGAGUGUCUGGCCAUGCACAAAACUGGAAGCUUACGGCGAACCUUGGCCAGAAGUCUCGGGAGCGUUGUUUGAACCGCGGUUCGGCCCGGGUAAAGCACUGCCAGGUCAUGUGAUUUCAUCACGGAGUGUCACUGACGUCAUGCAGUGCAUCCAGUUAUGCUUGGUAACCAAUCAAUGCAAGUCGAUUAAUUUUAGCAGCCAGCUAAAGGAAUGUGAAGUGAGCGGCUCCAAAAGUGAGAUAGCCAGUAUCCGAGAACGGAAGGGCUUUCAUUAUUACGAGGUCGUUUCUUUCCAAGGCAUAUACAUUUGAGAAAAUGCCCAUGCUUCCGAGUUGCUUUUACGUAGUAGCUGCGACAGUAGCUAUGCUGUGAAACCUUGAGCUUAAUGAAAGUAGAAACUUUCCAAAAUUUCUGCUCACAUGUCCACACUUUUCAUCCUUCCCAGCACUAAAUGCUAUCUUCAUCAUGACGUAACUUUUCCCGGCUCCUUCAUAGCCUUCAUCUAUCCGUUCUGAAUCUUGAAUCUUUAAACAAGGAUAGAAUAUGACGAUGUCCAACAAGUGUGAAGACAGUGAUAUACUACUUCAAAAUUUGCAGGGACUGAUAAUUGCUGUUAUAAAUAUAUGGUUCGUUAUGUAAUUUCUCACCUUUCACAUACAUCGUCUUGUUUGAGUAUCAAGUAUUUAUCUUAACAUUGUUAACAUUUUCAUGAAUUUUAACCAAUUCUAUUUCAUUAUCAAUUUUAACUAAUUACCUUUUAAUUAAAUUUAUAAUCAGUUCCCAUUAUGUAGUUUUUACUGGUAAUUUACUAUUGCCAUUUAAAUAAAGGAAUUAUUAUUAUUGCUAUCGUUAUUUUUUAAAAAACCUGCCCAAAGGGUAGAUUAUUUAUCAACUCAAGGGUACUAGGUAACACCCCUGUUUUUCUUCAGGCCAAAAACUGGUUCCCUAAUGACAAUCACUUAUCAAAAGUUGAAGGAUAUGUUCAUGUAAGGUGCAGUUACCAGCAUUUACUGGCUAUCAUUUACUUAGAACAUUUAGUUCCAUUUUUUUUUUAAACAUGGCCAUCUCUAACCUUAUGGUUUUGUUUAUAAUUACAGCAUGUGUACUACGCACUUUUUGUUUGAUUCAAUAUGAUUUUGAUGAGGGAUGUUUUGGUGAUGGUGGCAGUCACGAUGAAAGUAAUUAGUCAAAUUUCAAAGAAGUAUCUGAUAACGUAGGCAAGUUGAUAUACUAUAAAGUCAAGUUACGUAUUAACCCCGAUGUGUCUCCAGUGGACCAUCCGAUCAGGCGUUCUCCAUUCUGUGACUGACCCUUUUAUAGUAAUGCUUUCCUACUUGGCUUUGAACAGACAAGC
This is a messenger RNA of Stylophora pistillata, 3208 nucleotides long. Its product is annotated as EGF-like repeat and discoidin I-like domain-containing protein 3. The record is from RefSeq and is a predicted model, not a curated record. Lineage: Eukaryota; Metazoa; Cnidaria; Anthozoa; Scleractinia; Pocilloporidae.